AUGUUUAUUCAGCGAAACAAUGCUACGGUUCCAUUCAGUAACCUGAUGCUAGGUAGUUUAAUAAUACGCUUCUAUAAAAUGGUGUCGUUCAUAACAAAUAACAUCAGUAAAUACCAUGCAAAGUUGCAGUAUUUAAGACAUUUGAAUUGUAAAAAUCAUAAUAAAUUAUUCAUGGAGAAAACACGAAGUAUGCCCAUUCUAUAUGUCGAUGAGGCUUCUCCGCCUGCGCGAUUUGUAAUGAUGACAGCAUAUUUAUUAAAUAUUGAAUUAGAAAUACGGAAAAUCAAUUUAUUUGCAGGAGAACAUAAAGAUAUAUCUUAUGCAAAAAUAAAUAAUCUACAAAAAGUACCAACGUUAAUCGUGGACGAUAACGCAAUUCUCGACAGCCAUGCUGCAGCCAUAUAUUUAUGCCAGCAAGUAACAAGUCAGGAGCUGUAUCCAAAAGAUAAUAUUUUUUCACAAGCAAAGGUUAACGAAUUACUUUUUUUUAACUCUGGUACACUGUUUCGAUUGGACAGUGAAAUAUUGUCCAGUUAUUUCGCUGGAAAGUGGCCUGUAGCGAAGUCCAAAAUUGAGGAAUGGUAUAACGCUCUUGAUUAUAUAGAAUCAAAGUUAAAUGCAAAUACGUGGUUAACUUGUGAUAAGAUGUACCUAUGUGAUCUCUGUGUUAUGCAGACAAUAUCUUCGAUGCUUGAAAUACUACCACUUUUAGAUCACCACAAAAAAAUUAAGUCUUGGUUAAACGAAUUUGAGAAAUUACAAUGUAUUGAUAUAAAUAAACGUGGAUUGGCGAGACUUAAAUAUUACAUUGAGUUGUAUAAACCAACAAACAUUAUUGUACCCACUUAA
Messenger RNA from Pieris macdunnoughi, 849 nucleotides. The record is from the annotation of a GenBank genome assembly. Lineage: Eukaryota; Metazoa; Arthropoda; Insecta; Lepidoptera; Pieridae.